UCGUGAGUGGAAAGUGAAGUGUGAAUCAUGCCUCCUCUCCUGCUGGCGUUCCUACUGCUGGCGGGGUCUACUGAUGCUACUGGAGGAGGUUGGGGCUGGCGAGGACACACCUUCAACUGGGAACCGAAGGACGAAGCAGUGGAGCCGUUUUGUUAUCCUUACAAUUACACGUGUGGCCCUAUCGCUCCCUCGCCCCCUACGAGUUAUGAGGCGCAUCUGGAGCACGUAGACUUGGUACACAAAACCACGCACUACAUUGAGGAGUUUUACGACUACGAGAACAACCUGCUGGCGGUGACUGACGCCUUCGGGAACUCUUUACUGCACGCCAUUUUCUACUUCGAUAUUAACGCGGCGGUGCUCAUGUCCACUGACCGAGAGAUGGGCCCCAGCGAACACCACCCCACAAUCUGCAGUGUGGCUGAGAUCAGUCACUCUUCCGUGUUCCAUCCCUUCCCUGGCGUGAACGGCACCGCCCAUCUGGUAUUCGCGCCCUCCCAGGCUAUGCUCUUUGGAAACAACUACAGGUACGCCUAUGUGGACAACGGGACAGCAAGAUCCAUGGAGUACAACAGAUGGGACGCCUGCAUAUCAACUCAGACCGAAUCCUUCAACAUUGAAUAUUACUGGACAGACCCAGAGUUGGUAAAUGAUAUGAAUGGGUAUACAAGUGAGAGGCCCAUUAAGAUGAGAAUGACCGGCCACGCCCAACCACCGCCCGGCACCAGUGAGAUGGUGCAGAUUGAUUCAGUCUACAGUGUGGCGCUCUUCGAUGCCAACCCAGACCUCAAGAACCUUCGAUGGGCCUUUGAGAUCCCUAGUGGUGUGUACUGCCAAGAUUUCCCAUCAGUCAAGAGCCCUCCAAGUACCCUGGCCCAUGCUUUCUCCAUGAGGGUUGAGUUGUCAUGGCGAGGUGACUCCGACAUGUUUGGAAAAUAUGAACGCGGAGAUGAGUUCAUGAUGACUUUCAGAACAUGGUACGACUUCUACAAUCAAUUAACCCGGGUUGACUCCAUGACACAACUGGCAACGCCCGAGUUCAGUGUGGCCGGUCUGACACAAGUUGCUGUUAUCAGUGACUUCAGGGCAGGGGUGGAAUACAUCAUAGACAAGACUCUGGGGAACUGCACCACCAUGAAUCUCACUGAUAACGGGUACAGCUUCACUUCUCCAGAUGGGCACCACAGCAUCAGUGACCCUCUUCAUGUCUUUGGCAUUGAGGGCGGGCCAAACCUCACCUACCAAGGCAUGAAGUAUGCCCGUGGUCUACCUUGUGAUGUGUGGGUUGGCCAGGAGAGCUCUCAAGAUGGUACAUUUCACAACUCUUACCUGUAUGAGCUCUACUUCCUACAGGCUGGCUGGAUGGAGGAUACAGGAAACCAAGUUAAGAGUCUCCCAGUGCCUGUGCUGAUCAAGGUUCACAAUGUCUAUGGUGAUGAAACGAUGACAGUCUACUUGGACCUACAGGAGAAUAUCUUCAAAUUUGAAGAGAAUGACCCCAGCAUGAGUGUGUUCGACAUCACACCUUGCUUCACUGGCCAUGACCAUAUCAGAAGGUUCCAGAUGGCCUUCUCUAGUGACUACCGAGAUGACUUUGACCGCGACCCAGCUCUGUUCACCCAAGAGAUUACAGAUUCGCUUCUUGUCUAUUUGCGAAUCCCUUUCCUCAGGUUACAGCACCCAUUGGUUGAGUAUGUCAAGGACUUCAAUCAUCUCUUCUACGAGUUCACACUGCUGGAUCAGCCACAGGUGGACAUGGAGAUGCCACAGUACGUGGGCAAACCGCUGGCAGAGGUGGUGGAGGAGCUCAAGCUGUCCAUGUAUACUCUGGUUAUUGUGAUCAUUGAUGAACAAGGGCACCCCAAAAAAAUGAAACCUAUAGCAAACAGUCUCAGGGAAUUGUUUGAGGAUGGUUGCUACUCCAGAGACACAUCCUACCCACCCUUCCAUGACCUACAAAACCCACGGCCUGUCACUGAUGUGCCUCGUGUCACCAGCAAUGACUGGAUAGAGAAGACCACCACAGAAGAGAGAAAGGAAGAUGAAGUUAAGGGUUCUGUUUUCACUUUUUUGAUGGAGAUGCAACAGUGGGUGCGAAGUAGUAGUGACGAGGAGACAUACUACACGCCAGGGGACAUGGCAGGCAUGGCAGUGGGCAUGCUGUUGCUGGGCCUCCUCCUGGGCACUGUGGUCAUGCUGGUCAUCCUUAGGAAGAUGGGGCUCUCCAAUGACUUAGAGUACAUCCCCAUGAAUUCCAGAAGGAACUGAUUACCACCUCAAGAUGUCGUUUCUGGAAGCAGAAUAGCAUAAGAGUAAAGAAAACCAAGGAAAUGGCAAGAAGCUGUCAGGUCUACAUGUGGUAGUCCCUAUAUGAAAUAUACAUACUCACUUCCAUGUUAACCUCAUCUACAAAUUUGUCUAUUCUUGAAAAGCUCCCUUGUGACUCAGCACUAACAGUCUAAUUACUAAGUAUACAGUCAACCCUCGGCUAUCGCGACUUCGGCUAUCAUGUUUUAUUGCUAUCACGCACCCAUGAAAAGCUGCUAAAAUUUCAUUAUCGCAA
Portunus trituberculatus (swimming crab) is the source of this 2563-nucleotide messenger RNA. RefSeq lists its product as uncharacterized. NCBI's taxonomy places the organism in Eukaryota, Metazoa, Arthropoda, Malacostraca, Decapoda, Portunidae. Bases 28 to 2268 code for a protein of 746 amino acids. The transcript has 14 exons. The record is from RefSeq and is a predicted model, not a curated record.